UCCCAGCCGCACAUGCGCUUUCUGAAACGGGCUGCACCGGUUUCCCGGCGAAAGGGAUGCGCGCACACGCUCUAACUUACGUACCUCGUGGAUGCAUCUAGUUCAAUUUUCUACACUUUUCAUUUUCAGUGUGGGUUACCAAAUCUGUCACUUCAUGACGCACUGUUACCGCCCGUGUGUAGUUUCCGUACCAUUGUAUUAAGCCGUAUUGUAAGUCGUUGGCAAUUCUUGGCAUCUCACCGGAUGUAUCAAAAGAGACUGUAAUCUAACUAAGGAGAUUUAGCCAGCAGCCGGAAGCAUGGAGGCGGUCAGUCAUUGGAUCAAUGACACAGUCGACUUCUACAGGUGGAGCCUUAAAAUAGCAGACAAGAGGGUGGAGUCAUGGCCGAUGAUGUCAUCGCCGUGGCCCACGUUGGCCAUCAGCCAGCUGUACCUGCUCUUCCUGUGGGCGGGGCCUCGCUACAUGCAGCACCGAGAGCCCUUCACGCUACGGAAGACGCUCAUGGGAUACAACUUCAGCAUGGUCGUCCUAAACUUCUACAUCUGCAAAGAGCUCCUCAUUGGAUCCCGAGCAGCUGGAUACAGCUACCUCUGUCAGCCUGUCACCUACUCCAAUGAUGUCAAUGAGCUCAGGAUAGCAUCAGCGCUGUGGUGGUACUACAUCUCCAAAGGGGUGGAGUAUCUGGACACGGUCUUCUUCAUCCUGAGGAAGAAGUUCAACCAGGUCAGCUUCCUGCACGUCUACCACCACUGCACCAUGUUCAUCCUCUGGUGGAUCGGCAUCAAGUGGGUGCCAGGCGGACAAUCUUUCUUCGGCGCCACCAUCAACUCAGGUAUCCACGUGCUGAUGUACCUGUACUAUGGCCUGGCUGCCUGCGGCCCCAGCAUUCAGAAGUACCUGUGGUGGAAAAAGUACCUGACCAUCAUCCAGAUGAUCCAGUUCCACGUGACGAUCGGCCAUGCGGCCUACUCGCUCUACACGGGCUGCCCCUUCCCCAGUUGGAUGCAGUGGGCCCUCAUUUGCUACGCCAUCACCUUCAUCAUCCUCUUCGGCAACUUCUACUACCAGACCUACCGCCGCAAGCCCCGCCAUCCUGCCGGCAAGGCCGUCGCCAAUGGCAACGGCUCCGUGGCAACCACCAACGGUGUCGGCGGCAAGAAGUUGGACGGGUCGGCGCCGGUGGAGGAGCACAACGGCACGAAGAACCACAAGAAAGGCAGAGCCAAGAGAGAUUGAAGCCAAUGGCGCGAGGAGAAGGGAGGGACCUGUCUCGUCUGGACCAAUAAGACACGAAGGAGGACCAGCCAGUGAUGGGAUUGGGGUGUGGGUAGUGUAGGGGCGGGUUUUGUGUGAAGCCUCACUACCCCCCCAUAGGUUGAGAAUAUGAUUGACAGGAAGAGAGAUUACUGUCUCUUUUUUUCUGUAGUCAGGUGUGGCGUUUCCUCUGUCCUUCAGGUACCUUUGUACCUUGUGUACCCAGAUGUGCAAUUGUCUUCAGUGUCUUUCUUGCUAUUUCUGUCCUCUCUCUCUCUCUCUCUCUCUCUCUCUCUCUCUCUCUCUCUCUCUCUCUCUCUCUCUCUCUCACUCUCUCUAUCUCACUCUGUCUGCUCUUUCUCUCUCUCUCUCUCUCUCUCUCUCUCUCUCUCUCUCUCUCUCUCUCUCUCUCUCUCUCUCUCAGCGUAACCAAAUGAUCAUUCCAUAAACCAAAGAGAGAUGUUAAGACCAGGUAAAAUAAACAAAAGAUCCAACAGGAAAUAGGCGGAAUGCGGCCGUCUCCCUCUUUUUUUCUGGUCUUCAUUCAGCAUCAUCUCACCAUCGGUUGUCUUGAUCUAUCUAUCUAUCUAUCUAUCUAUCUAUCUAUCUAUCUAUCUAUCUAUCUAUCUAUCUAUCUAUCUGUCUAUCUAUAUGUCUGUCUGCGUCUUUCUAUCUACCAACAUCUACCUAUGUGUUCAACUGUCUGUUCAAUGACUGUUGGUUUUUGCAUCUGUUUGAUUGUCUCUCUCUGCAGUAAUACAGCAUCAUGCAUGCAGCCUCUGUGCCUGGUCCCACACAAAGGGUACUAGGUGAACAGGCACCAGGCAUGGCUGUCCUCAGUACACCCCAACACAAAGCUAAGCCCUCACUUGUUGUUUUGGCAAGUCGAGCACUGUCUCUGCCAACUGCAUGGUGCAUCCCUACUGAUGAGCAUUGCUGUACAUUUUUGGUAACCCUUUAGAAUAACUACCUAUUCACAGCUUUAUAAAAACAUAUUUAAACGUAUAUCAAAAAUAAUUAACAUUUAACAAAGCAUUUACAAAUGUUUGUAAAUGAGUAAUAACCAAACUACGACUGCACAGUGGAGUGGGAAUCAACUUCUACUGUGUGAGUUUUAUGUGGUUUCAUGCCUUCUGGUCUUUGGAGGAGACACUUCCAGGACCGAUGCGACUGCGCUGUGUGUUGUGCAGAAGUGUAAGAAUGUUUGGCCAAAUGACCCAAUGGUUAUAGGGACGUCAUCUCAGUUUCAAAAAAUUAGCCAAACCAAUCGAGAAAAACUGUAACAUAGUAUUUCUUGCCCAUUUAUAAAAAAAAUAAACAUUUUGUUGAUAAUUAGUUCAUUAUUUAUAAAGUGUUUAUAAAGCUGUGAAUAGGUAGUUAAUCUAAAGUGUUACCACAUUUUUUUGUCAUCUGUGCUAAUAACAAACAUCCAGACUCAGUGCAGACGUUAUUGUGUGUACUAUAUGUGUUGGGAUAAGAAAAUUUCAAUAACUGAUUGGUACACCCCAAUUGGAUUUGAAAAAGAAAAAGUGUUAGAACAUUUUGUAAAAUAGCAUUUUUGAGUAGUGAUUUUGUCGAUUUAAAGUGUGGUAACCAAAUGCUGGUAUCCUCAAAACUAAUGGUGACAAUAAACUGAUUUGACUUUUAAAAAAAGAUUUCCCCUGUAGCUUGGUAAUAUUGCGCCUU
Molecule: messenger RNA, 2941 nt
Organism: Engraulis encrasicolus (European anchovy)
Lineage: Eukaryota; Metazoa; Chordata; Actinopteri; Clupeiformes; Engraulidae
Product: very long chain fatty acid elongase 4-like
Exons: 7
Coding region: 299-1237 (312 amino acids)
Biological process (GO): fatty acid elongation, polyunsaturated fatty acid; very long-chain fatty acid biosynthetic process; fatty acid elongation, monounsaturated fatty acid
Cellular component (GO): endoplasmic reticulum membrane; endoplasmic reticulum
Molecular function (GO): fatty acid elongase activity
Source: RefSeq, a predicted model, not a curated record